AUGUUUUCCUUCCAUGUCCUGAAAAUCGACGCCAAACGACCACCUCAUGUAUCCAUCGCCUGGCACGAAUCAACAUAUUCACCCCCACGUAUAGCCUACGAGCGACUCAAAUCGGGAUACUAUACAUCGGAUCGUGGCAAUUCCUUCUACCACCCAAGCGCUGCGCUGUCAGCUUCUGAUGGAGCCACCGAUGACACUGAACCAAAUCUACCAACAGUUAUAACGGUCGAUGUCGCAUAUUCAUGCUGGCCGCGGAUGAAAUGGUCCCAAAGCGACCGGAGAUGGAUGCCCGACGUCCCAGAUUCAACGUCCAGUGUCGAUGGCAGCGAGAGCAUAACAGAUAGCGGAAAAUCCCACAUCAUUGUCCCUGAUGGCGGUUUGAGGGCCUGGCUUGUCGUUGUGGGUGGCUUCAUCGUCUACUUUUUUGUAUUCGGGCUUUUAAACGCUUUUGGGAGUUUUCAAGACAUCUACACAGACGGUUCUGGGUUCUCUACCAAGUUCCCGCACUUCUUGGUCACUCAAGGCAUCUUUUUUGGCACGGGAACUGCGUUGCUAUAUUACCCGGCCACCGGUGCCAUCACGGAGUGGUUCAACGAAAAGAGGCCUUUGGCUUUAGGUUUAGCCGCAUCGGGGUCCGCUGUUGGGGGGGCUCUUUGGUCGACAUAUAUACCUAAACUGAGUAACAAGCUACCACAUGGUGCUAUCUUUCUGGUGAUUGGAGGCCUCGCGGCUCCUCUGCUCUUUCUUGGUUGCUUGCUCAUUCGAGAAAGAAAAGGAGCUGCCGGUCAUGAUGUGUCUGGCGAUGAAGUUCGACCAUCUCAACGGAGUAUUCGAGCAGCCGUUCUCGAGUGGCGGUUUCUCGCACUGACCUGGUCUUUGGUCAUUCUGAAUACCGGUAUUCUAAUUCCGUUCAACUUCCUCGUAGUCUACGCCAGGGAAAAAGAGGUCUCAGAAGACGUGGCGUAUAACCUGGUUGCAUACACAUACUUGGGCUCCAUUAUUGGAAGAAUUGGUUCAGGCCUGCUUGCCGACUUCUUUGGCUGCUUCAAUGUCCUGUUUUGGGAGAGUAUCAUCGUUGGGGUGAUGACACUGUGGUGGAUACAGGUGCAUACUGCGGCAGAACUGACUGCAUUCGCUGUUUUAUUUGGUAUCUUCUCAGGUGGUCUUGUACCAAUGGGCUCUGCUUGUGUGGCACAAACGACUCCGGACAUGGGACAUAUCGGUCUUCGGAUUGGUGUAAUGAUGGCUUGCUGCGCAGUCGGCGCCCUUGGUGGCGCCCCUUUAAGUGUUGCCCUUCUAAACUUAGCUGGUUAG
Metarhizium robertsii ARSEF 23 is the source of this 1314-nucleotide messenger RNA. Its product is annotated as Major facilitator superfamily domain, general substrate transporter. Gene Ontology annotation, molecular function: transmembrane transporter activity. Gene Ontology annotation, cellular component: fungal-type vacuole membrane. Gene Ontology annotation, biological process: transmembrane transport. The coding region runs from base 1 to 1314 and encodes 437 amino acids. The record is from RefSeq and is a predicted model, not a curated record. The transcript has 5 exons. NCBI's taxonomy places the organism in Eukaryota, Fungi, Ascomycota, Sordariomycetes, Hypocreales, Clavicipitaceae.